CUUACUUUCAUUCUUCGGUCAGCACUAUCGUCAUGAUCACUUUAUGCACGAACAGUUUUCUCUCUCUUUUUUUGGGGGUUCUGUUGCUGUUCUGCGCGUGGUGAGUCCACAGAACGCCUACGAUGUCUUCAGAGCAGAACCAGCAAGGCAUGAACUUUACCACCAAGCUGCCCGAGACUCAUCCUGUAGUCACUGUGUCACAAGCCACUAUACCUCCAGUCACAACUGCCGCAGCUGUGGCAUCUUCAACCGCCAUGCCUUUGGUUGUCACCACCGCUCCUACCACAACUUCGGUUUACAUGCCUCUGCCGGAUAUGCCUACUGGGCCUGCACUUUCAACAUGUGUGCCGCCUCCUGGCAUCUUCUCAGCUGGCAUGCCUACUGUCAGUAUAGCUUCAGCCAGCACACUGCCAUGUUGUACACCACCUACCAGCAUAGCUCCAGUUUCCAUGCCACAUCUUGGAGCGCCACUGGCUGGUACACCUUCCGAUGGCAUGGCUUUACCACCCACGGGCAUGUCUCAACCUCCCGCUGACAUGGCUCCCCCACUUUCUGCUGGCAUGGCUCCACCACCCGCAGGCAUGUCUCCACCUCCUGCUGACAUGGCUUCCCCACUUUCUGCGGACAUGGCUCCACAAUCUGCGAGCAUGUCUCCACCUUCCACUGGCAUGGCUCCCCUUCCCACCAUCCAGGCUUCUCCACCCACUGGCAUGGUUCCACCUUCUGAUAUGCCUCCACGUCUCACUGGUAUGGGUCCUGAACCUUCUAGCACGGCUCCACCUCCUGCUGACAUGGCUCCCCCUCCUGCUGACAUGGCUCCCCCACCUGCUGGCAUGGCUCCUGAACCUUCUGGCACGGCUCCACCUCCUGCUGACACGGCUCCCCCACCUGCUGGCAUGGCUCCACCGCUUUCUGGUAUGGCUCCACCUUCUGAUGUGGCUCCACGUCCCACUGGUAUGGGUCCUGAACCUUCUGGCACGGCUCCACCUCCUGCUGAUACGGCUCCCCCACCUGCUGGCAUGGCUCCACCGCUUUCUGGUAUGGCUCCACCUUCUGAUGUGGCUCCACGUCCCACUGGUGUGGGUCCUGAAUCUUCUGGCACGGCUUCACCUACUGCUGACACGGCUCCCCCACCUGCUGGCAUGGCUCUGCCUCCCACCGGCUCUCCUCCUGCCCUUACUGUGAAAGCUCUACACCCCACUAGUGCGGCUCCAGCUCCCGCAGCCACUUCAAUGGCCCUCACGGCAAUGUCUCCUGCUGCCAUGGCUCCUGCAGCUGCACCUCCUGGUGGCAUGGAAUCACAUGGCAUGCACCAAACUACGUUGCCUCCAGACAAUCUGAGUCAAGCCGGCACGACUCCACCAGCUCUGCCACCAGUUACUGUACCUCCAGCUGUCCUUCCUGAAGGCGACACUUUUUGCAUAUACCUUUCAGUGGUGUUCAAUCCAUCGGAAUUCUAUGGCCACAUAGUGGAGACAGCAAACCCUACAGUCAAGGUCCUAGAAGAGCUUAAUAAAAAGCUGAACACAUGCGGCACCAAGAGUGAGGCGCCAACGGACGAAAUGGUGAACAAGGGUUCCUUCUGGAUCUGCCUCUUUGUGGGCGACAAAAACUGGUAUCGAGUUCAGGUGCUUGAUGUUCUUCCAGGACACACUUGUCGGCGUUUCAGGGUCCUCUAUAUAGACUAUGGCAACCGAAGCACUGUGCUUUGCUCCCAUCUGCGACCACUGCCUCCUGAGCUCGCAAGCCUUCCAGCCUGCGUCCAUCGCAUGUCUCUGGCAUUCGUGUGCCCCAGGGAGGGCUGCAGGUGGGAUCAUUCUGCUACUCGAGAUUUUGUCAAGGAGACUGGCUUCGAUGUUUCUCUUGUUGCUGAGAAGAAAGGUCACAGGCGCUCUGGUUAUGAAGACAUCAUGGAAGUGGUGCUGUGGAAGAGAAAUGGUCCAACAGCAGUAAACAUCAAUGCUUUGCUUGUUGAGCGAAACGUUGCCCUGCUGAAGGCUACAGAAUAAAUGGGGAAGUUUGUGCAA
Dermacentor albipictus is the source of this 2027-nucleotide messenger RNA. RefSeq lists its product as uncharacterized. NCBI's taxonomy places the organism in Eukaryota, Metazoa, Arthropoda, Arachnida, Ixodida, Ixodidae. The record is from RefSeq and is a predicted model, not a curated record.